CGGGGACUAACCUACCUAACACUUUUCUCUACAUAAUAUAGUAACCCGUCCUGUUUCUUCUUCAUUUCUUUCUUCCAACGGCAAUGGGGGAAGCACAACUUCAGUCCCCGGCAAAUUCCUUAACAUUUCCAGAUGGGAAAUCAACAACAAGAAGAAGAAGCAGCAGCAGCGGUUCUAACUCUUUCGAAUUUUGCGUGCUCCGGAAAGCCAAUCUUUUGUCAGCAGAUGAGCUCUUCUCCGACGGCGUCCUGCUCCCCCUCUACUGCCCUGCUUCACCGGACCUCAUUGCGCUCGGAGCAGAGCAGCAGCAGUCGGUAUCCGAACCCGAUCAUCCGCAUCUUUCCGGGGCAGAGCAGCCGGCGUUGGGACCCGAUCACUCAGUUUCAUCCGCCGCAAAGCAGCAGCCGGGAUUGGAAUUCGAAUCGGCUGCGGUCGUUGGCUCCUCCUCCACUGCUUCCAAGAGGUGGAGGAACAUUUUCAAGAGGGUGGGGAAUGGGGGAGAAAAUACGACGGACAAGAAAGGUGGGUUCUUUGGAGCCCAUGCAUCGGAACGGGUGCUCAACAUCAACAUUUGGCCUUUCAGAAGAAGUAAUUCCGCCGGCAAUGGCGGCUGCGCUCCUGCGCCCGGGACGGCUUCCCCAAAAGUGAGUAGCGCGCCGUGCUCUCCCACCGACUUCCACUUGAAAAAAUCGCCGGUCCCAAGGAAGGCGCGGAGUAACCUGGCGUGGCCGCCCCGCCGGAGCACAGACUGUAGGACCAAAUCGGGUGCCGGUUGUAAGGGGUGGGGGAAAGUCUCGCCCGCCGCCGGAGAUGGAUGCGGUGGCGACUGGUAUAAUAAAGCCAGAGUGUUGACCAUGAAGGCUUCAGACUCCCCUGCUAGUGGCAGUGGAGUCUCCGGUGAAGGGAGACGUUCUAAUCUCGGGACCUUAUUUUCCACCAAAUUAUAUGAGGAUUGAUUCAUUCAUUGGUUUUGAAAUGUCUUUUUUUAUUUAUAAUUUGUGUUGAUUAGAUGCAUCAAUUGGAGCCAUCAAUUCAUCUUUUUUUCUAUUCAAAUUGUAGCAAUAUUGAUUUUGGACGAAUGAAUCGAUUGCAUCAAUUAAAUUUAGAAAAAAAAGAGAGAGUAUGUUUUGGAAAAAU
This is a messenger RNA of Cuscuta epithymum, 1137 nucleotides long. NCBI's taxonomy places the organism in Eukaryota, Viridiplantae, Streptophyta, Magnoliopsida, Solanales, Convolvulaceae. The record is from the annotation of a GenBank genome assembly.